GCGUGUUUGACUCGGACGUUGUUACCUAAUGUCUCGCACAAUUUUUUAUGGGAAUUCGUCGCCUCGAUCGUGCGCGAAUCGUUUCCGGAUUGUUCCGGAGAGCGUUGAUUUGGGGGAGCGGAGAGUAAAAUCGGCUUCUUUUGUUGGAUAUAUCUGAGAAAUUUGUCACCUUUGAUGUGAAUUUUGGCUUCUGGGUUUUGUUUUUCUAGGUCAUCUCCUUGGAUUAUAGAGAAGAGCGAUAGGGAAUAGUAUCGUUUUCCGACCCAAUUUCACUCAAAACAAGUUGUUGGAUGCAUAAAAAUCGAAUUUUUAUGCGAUGGAUUUCAUUGGGGGAGAUGGGAUUUGCUUCCUUUUAAUUUUUGGGAAUCGUAUAUAAGAGUAUGCGCAACAAAUUCCGUUUAAAAUGAAGUGGAAUAGCUAAUAACACAUUCGAUGCAUAAGGGUAUGGAGUGAAUUUCAAGUCUAAGAAGUGAUUGGUUUGUGGGAUUUAGUUUAGGCCCAUUAUAGCAUGAUUAAGCAAAUUUUUGGACGGCGGAAGCCGCCGAAAUCAGCGGAUAGGGAUUUGAUUGUGGGGGUGAGUCCUUCGCCGAAUCCUUAUUCUGGUUCCAGAAGUGGGGAUUCAGCGAAUAAUAGAAUUGUCACUGCAAAUAGUCAUCUGGCCCCUUUGUCGAAUUACGGCUUAAACUAUCCCAGCCCAGCUUCUAACUCCAAGGUAAAUGGUAAUUCUGUUGGCUUUCCCUACGAACCGUUGCCGAGCUUCAAAGACGUCCCAAGCGCUGAAAAGCAGAGCUUGUUCCUCAAGAAGUUGGAUUUGUGCUGCGUCGUGUUUGACUUCACGGAUCCGACGAAGAACGUGAAAGAGAAGGAAGUGAAGCGGCAAACAUUGGUAGAGCUUGUUGACUAUGUCACUUCACAUAGUGGGAAGUUUCCAGAAAUAGUUAUGCAAGAGAUUACCAAAAUGGUAUCCAUAAACUUGUUUAGAGCAUUUACUUCCCCGCCUAGAGAGAAUAAGGCCUUGGAAGCCUUUGAUGUAGAGGACGAGGAGCCCGUAAUGGAUCCUGCAUGGCCUCACCUGCAGCAUGUGUACGAUUUGUUCCUGAGGUUCGUUGCUUCUCCAGAGACUGAUGCGAAACUGGCCAAGAGAUAUGUAGAUCACUCCUUCAUUCUUAGACUACUCGAUCUCUUUGAUUCUGAAGACCCCAGAGAGAGGGAGUACUUAAAGAUGAUACUUCACCGUAUCUAUGGAAAAUUCAUGGUGCACCGCCCAUUCAUCAGGAAAGCUAUUAACAACAUUUUCUACCGGUUCGUCAUGGAAACUGAGAAGUUCAAUGGGAUUGCGGAGCUCUUGGAGAUCUUGGGAAGUAUUAUAAAUGGGUUCGCUUUGCCGCUUAAGGAAGAACACAAGCUGUUCCUGGUUCGGGUCUUGAUCCCACUUCACAAGCCAAAAUGUGUUGCUGCAUAUCAUCAGCAGCUGUCUUAUUGCAUCACUCAGUUUGUUGAGAAAGAUUGCAAGCUCGCCGAUACGGUCAUAAGAGGUUUGUUGAAAUAUUGGCCCGUCACAAAUAGUUCAAAGGAAGUGAUGUUCUUGGGAGAGUUGGAGGAGAUCUUGGAGCAAACUCAGCCGGCCGAAUUCCAGAAGUGUAUGGUUCCACUCUUCCGCCAGAUUGCCCAUUGUUUGAACAGUUCUCACUUUCAGGUGGCAGAAAGGGCAUUGUUUUUGUGGAACAACGACCACAUCGAGAGCCUAAUUAAACAACACCACAAGGUAAUACUACCUAUCAUCUUCCCCGCGUUAGAGAGAAACACGAAUAGUCAUUGGAACCAGGUUGUCCAAAGCCUCACGAUGAACGUGCGCAAGAUUUUCUCCGACCACGAUCCGGACCUGUUCGCAGAGUGCUUGAAGAAGUUCCAAGAAGAUGAAGCCAAGGAGGAGGAGGUUCAGUCUAAAAGAGAGGCCACGUGGAAGCGUCUAGAAGAAGUAGCUUCUUCAAAAGCCGCGAGCAGUGAGCCCGUGCUCGUUACUCGCACCAUGCUCCGCCAAUCUUCUUCUGCUUAAACUACUCUCGCCUGGUUCCAUGACUCGAUUGUACUCGAAUAUCUCAAGUGGGGUUUGAGAUGUGUCGAAAUGAAUUAUUUGCUCACCCUUUGUUGUGGAUUGUUUGGAUUGCUAGGUUCUCGAGGAUUGUUGAGAAUUGUAUAGGAUUGAACUGUAUAUAGGAAGUAUAUGGAAGCCAUUUCAAGCAACAAAGAUCCGAAAAAACUUGUGGGAGCAUACAUUUUAGCUGUUCAACAGCUAUAAAAGAACAAAAAAGGGUGCAUCUUAUCAUCUCUAGAUUUUUUUUUUUUUUUUUUUUUUUGGAGGUUGACUGUCUAUUGUUGCUGUAAUUUCAUAUAUGUCGGAUAAUGACUUAUUUUAUUAGUUUGCAUUUUCUUAAGUAGUUUAUGACCUACAACAGUGUUCAUUUGCCGUCGUUUAUUUGUUAUAUUUUAGAUUUUGCUUAUGCAAAA
This is a messenger RNA of Ananas comosus (pineapple), 2508 nucleotides long. Its product is annotated as serine/threonine protein phosphatase 2A 57 kDa regulatory subunit B' theta isoform-like. The transcript has 2 exons. Lineage: Eukaryota; Viridiplantae; Streptophyta; Magnoliopsida; Poales; Bromeliaceae. Gene Ontology annotation, cellular component: protein phosphatase type 2A complex. Gene Ontology annotation, biological process: signal transduction. Gene Ontology annotation, molecular function: protein phosphatase regulator activity. The coding region runs from base 509 to 2056 and encodes 515 amino acids. The record is from RefSeq and is a predicted model, not a curated record.